AUGGCUGUAUUGGCAAGCACAGGAAGCAUCGAGGAGGUUGCAGAAUCGCUGGAGGGAAUCCUAGAUCGUCAACACUUCAUUCAAGUGGAGUAUUUGGAGGAUGGGGGCGACCCAAACUUUGUUAAGGACUAUAUAGGUGUAUAUCUCAGUGACUCACUGAAAAAUCUCAAUGCCAUAGAACAAGCACUUGAGGCUAAAUCCCUUGAUGUCGUUGAACUGGAAAAAUGUCUUGAACUGUUGAAGGACGACUGCCUCAACAUUGGUGAUCAAAAGGUCGCUGAUGAAGUCGAGAAAAUGCUGCAAUGUUGCAAGGGAGCUGACAUGGAAGGAGCUAGGACUGCAGUUCCUACUUUGAAACAAGAGUAUAACACUCUGAGGAACAAAUUGGAAGCUUAUCAUGAGCUACUUGAACAAAGGGCUGCAAUGGCACCUAAACCUCCAAGCAAACGGAAACUACAUAGCCUAAGUGGGAAUAAAUGGUAUGUGGUGGAUUAG
Quercus robur (English oak) is the source of this 495-nucleotide messenger RNA. Its product is annotated as histidine-containing phosphotransfer protein 4-like. Gene Ontology annotation, biological process: phosphorylation; phosphorelay signal transduction system; cytokinin-activated signaling pathway. Bases 1 to 495 code for a protein of 164 amino acids. Gene Ontology annotation, cellular component: cytoplasm; nucleus. Gene Ontology annotation, molecular function: protein histidine kinase binding; histidine phosphotransfer kinase activity. Lineage: Eukaryota; Viridiplantae; Streptophyta; Magnoliopsida; Fagales; Fagaceae. The record is from RefSeq and is a predicted model, not a curated record. The transcript is spliced from 6 exons.